This is a messenger RNA of Austrofundulus limnaeus, 2206 nucleotides long. Its product is annotated as tripartite motif-containing protein 35. Lineage: Eukaryota; Metazoa; Chordata; Actinopteri; Cyprinodontiformes; Rivulidae. The transcript has a single exon. The coding region runs from base 545 to 1942 and encodes 465 amino acids. Gene Ontology annotation, molecular function: zinc ion binding; protein binding. The record is from RefSeq and is a predicted model, not a curated record.
GCUGAACGUUUUGAUAUCUAAAUUGUAAAAAAAAGCACAAAAACUGCAGAAUGAGAUACGUGCUGAGUGAAUAUUACUGUAUAUUACUCACAUACAAAAUUAACUAGUUAUUAACUGGUAUUAUUUAAUAAAAAUGUCUGUUAACGUGUAAAAACAGAACAAAAAUAAAUUAUAUGAGCUGAUUAUUAUCAGUAACAGCAGGAAAAGCUUCCCUGCUGAGAACCGUCAGUGUUUUCACAUCUCUGAUCAUGAGGUCACUGCAGGAUUUCAUGUCACGUAAAGUCAAAUAACUGCAGCAUUAAAUCACASAGGCUCCGCCCCCUCUGUGAUUYAACUGCAGCAUUAAAUCACAGAGGCUCCGCCCCCUCUGUGACGUGUGUGGAGCCUGGCAGGAAUCAGGCCCUUCCUUGUAGAGAAAGUUAAAAACAGGAGUUCGAGUUCAUGUUCUGAUCAAACAGGAAGAGACAGCUGCAGAGAGCUGAAGCAGGCUCACAGAGCUGACAGGUGCGCAGCCACAGGUGACUCACCUGCGACAGGAAAGACCAUGUCUCGGAUCCUGGACGAGGAUCUCUGCUGCCCGAUAUGUCGUGACAUCUACCGGGAUCCUGUCAUCCUGUCCUGCAGCCACAGCUACUGCAGCUGCUGCCUGCAGAGCUGGUGGGACAGGAACGCGCUGCGGGAGUGCCCCGUCUGUAAGAAAAGAUCCCCCACCAGGAACCCUCCCUGCAACCGGGUCUUAAAAAACCUCUGCGAGCUGAUCCAGAGGAACCCGUCCGAGGCUUCGGACGGCACCGAGGGCGUCUGCCGUCUGCACUCGGAGCGCCUCGAGUUCUUCUGCGUGGACCACCAGGAGCCGGCGUGCCUCGUCUGCAAGCUGUCGGACGAACACGCCCACCACGAGUUCCGGCCCGCUGACGGCCGGCAGCUGAGGAUCGAGUUCAUGAAGCUCCUCCGGCCCUUCCAGGAGAAGCUGAAGCUCCUGAGCGACGCCAAGGAGGACUGCGAGAGCACCAUGAAGCACAACGAGGUCCAGGCCCAGCACGUGGAGGGCCGCAUCAAGGAGCAGUUCAGGAGGCUCUACAAGUUCCUCCACAAGGAGGAGGAGCAGAGGAUCAACGCCGUGAGGGAGGAGCAGCGGAGGAAGAGUCAGACGCUGCAGAGGAGGAUCAGCGCUCUGAGUAAGCAGAUCUCCUCGCUCUCAGACACCAUCCGGGACGCCGAGGACACAAACCGCCAAGACGCCUCCUUCCUGCAGGACUUCAGCCUCGCUGUGAGCAAGAUCCAAGGCCGGCCCCCACCUGAGAACCCUCAGCCCCCCUCAGGAGCGCUGAUGGAUGUGGCCAAACACCUGGGCAACCUGAGCUUCAACAUCUGGACCAACAUGAAGCAGCUGGUCUCCUACAGUCCUGUGGUUCUGGACCCAAACACGGCCCACAACAAGCUGGUCCUGACCGAGGACCUGACCAGCGUGAGGUGUGGACCCAAGCAGAACGUCCCCGACAACCCGGAGAGGUUCGACUGUUUCCACAUCGUCCUGGGCUCGGAGGGCUUCCACUYGGACACCCACAGCUGGGACGUGGAYGUGGGAGACAGCUCCGACUGGUUUGUGGGCGUGGCCUCCCAGAGCGUCAAGACGAAGGGAACCCACCCGUCGUCCCUGUGGAGGAUCGGACGCGUGAACGGGGAAUACGUGGCACGCUCCCUGUCGGAUCCGUCCACGCCUCUGGCUCCUUUGGGACAGCUCCGGAGGAUCAGGGUCUUCCUGGACUGCAGCAGAGGAAAGCUGCUGUUCUUUGACCUCGACACCAACACACACCUGCACACCUUCACGCACAUCUUCACUGAGAAACUGUUCCCGUACUUCAACACCGUCAACGCCUCGCCAAUGAAGGUCCUACCGGAGGAGGUCUUCGUGAGUCCGCUCUCUAAAGCGAGCACCUGAUACGAUCACAGAAACUCAAACCUGAGACUUUCCUGAAGAAGCACUGUGACAAAUCUGUAAAGAAACAAACCUUAUUUAGCCUCAUUAAUCACUAAAAAUGUUUUAACUGUUCGUCGAUCAAUCUGUAAAUGAAAAAAAUUGAUUUUUUUUUUCAUUUUUCUUUGGAAGUGUUUACCUGUAAUUUCACUUCCUGGUGUAAAAAGUGUAAAAAAUAUAAAUCAUAUAUCUGUAAAGCUAUGAUCAUCAAAUAAAGUUUAAAACUGA